UAUGCUGUUGUGAUAAAACAUAUUUUUUAAAAAUCCAGUUAUUUUUGUAUUGUGAUUUUUUUUACGUACUUGCACUUUAAUUUUAAGGGAUAUAAUCGGCCCGCUUUGAAUCUGAGGGAGACGUGUCUCACAAGGAAGAAGCCGCCCGUUGAAUCGAGGAAACAGGCGCCAUUGUGGCUCGAACAUGAAACACACGUUAGCCUGAUUGCGACGGUUGGUUUUGAGCCAACAUGGCGUCCAAACGGUACAGUUUCCUGACGGUUUGUUCUCGCUUGCUUACAGGCGUCCAGACGAGCUUAAUCACAGGUUUCUAAACUUGGAAAAGGUGGUCAGGAGAUCCAAAGGAUGGUUCGGGUGGUGUUCCUCCAUCCAGACCUUGGUAUUGGUGGAGCUGAGCGACUGGUGGUCGAUGCUGCUGUCGCACUGAAGUCUCAAGGAUGCAGUGUUCAGAUCUGGACGGCCCAUUAUGACCCAACACACUGCUUCUCUGAGACCCUGGACCCAGAACUGCCUGUGGUAUGUGUGGGUGACUGGUUACCCACCAGUGUGUUUGGUUACCUGCAUGCACUGUGCGCCUACCUGAGGAUGAUCUAUGUUGCCCUCUACCUGAUCUUCUUCAGCGGGGUGGAGUACGACGUCAUCUUCUGUGAUCAAGUCUCAGCAUGUAUCCCGGUGCUGCGACUGUCCCGUCACAGGAAGAAGGUUUUGUUUUACUGUCACUUCCCUGACCAGCUGUUGACCCAGAGGAAGUCGGCCCUGAAGAAACUUUACCGCGCUCCCAUUGAUUGGCUGGAGGAAAAAACCACCGGCAUGGCUGAUAUGAUUCUGGUAAACAGCCAGUUCACCGCAGGCAUCUUCAAGGAGACCUUUCUUGGUCUGAGAGAAGUCCAGACAGACGUCCUCUAUCCCUCCCUCAAUACGCAUACCUUUGACCAGCAGUCCGUUGAGGCACAAGGCCUGGAAGGGCUGCUCCCAGAGGGAACCUCCUGCCUGUUUCUCUCCCUAAACCGAUAUGAGAGAAAGAAGAACCUGGGACUGGCUCUGGAGGCUCUUGCAGUCCUGAGGAGCAGCCUUCCUCCAGGCCAGAGAGCAGGCAUUCAUCUGGUGGUGGCGGGGGGCUACGAUGACAGAGUUACUGAGAACGUUCAACAUUAUACUGAACUGAAAGACCUAGCAGCGCAGCUCCACAUGGAGGACUGUGUCACCUUCCUGCGCUCCCCUUCUGACUCACUAAAGGUAGCGCUGCUGCGGGGCAGCGCGGCCGUGCUGUACACCCCGAGCAGAGAGCAUUUUGGGAUAGUUCCCGUCGAGGCCAUGUACUGCUGCUGCCCUGUUAUCGCUGUGAACUCUGGGGGGCCCCUGGAGAGCGUGGCAGACGGGGAGACGGGCUUCCUGUGUGAGCCCACGGCAGAGGCCUUCUCUAAGGCCAUGGAGAGGCUCGUGAGAGAGCCACAGCUCCGCAGGGACAUGGGACAAGCUGGGAGGAGGAGGGUACGAGAUAAAUUCUCUCUUCAGGCCUUCUCAGACCAGCUGUAUGGGUACAUUGUCAGGCUGAGCCAGUGAUGAGAAAGCUGGAGGAGAGGCAGGAGACAGACAGAAAAAAGAUCCUCUACUGAACUGUGAAUUGUCUGUGGAUGAAUGGAGUCUGCCGAGAGUUGAAGUGGAUGUCUUCUAACAGAGAAUGUAUGUGUAUAUGUGCAGGGUGGAAGAGGAGGAGGAAUAGGAGGAGGGGGGGGGGGUAUUAUUAUGAGGACUUAGAGGACAAUCAAUCAGCAUUCCCCUGGAGGGGUUGCUGAGAGGGGAAAAAAAAGACGGAAUCUCUAUAUCAAUUAAGAAAAGAGUAACGAGUUUACCUACCCUAUCUCUGGAAAAAUACCACCCCUGCAAAUGUGUGUGUGUAAUAUUGCAGUGCAACGACCAAGAGUCUAGCAAAUGAGCCUACCAAAAGGAUUGAUUGUUAGAGUGAAAUGUUUUGCUCUGUUUUUCCCCCCCUUGCUUUUCUACAGUAGUCUUUGUCUUUGUGUGUUUGUGUUUGAAGAAGAAGAAGAAGAAUGUAGUUACCACCAUGUGCCAUCAGCCAGUGCACAGUUCCAGAUCAAUAAACAGGAUGCUUUCCACUACUUCCUGUCCGCCCAGAGCUUUGUUCCCUCCUCGCAUUCAGAAGAUGCUGGCCUGUCCAUGACUCUUGCUGCUGCGUGGAGGUUAUUAGCAGAUGAUAGAGAGUGUUUGGCUUUAUUAGAGGUCUGGCUGAUGGGCAGCGUGUCUUUGUCUGGGUCAUUAUCAACGAGGAGAAUAGCAGAAGGUCAUUGUGUCUGGCCUCCUCAGCCCUUCUACUGUAUAGAAAUGCUCUUAUUGACAUUCCUGAAGUCUUAAUAAACAAGAGGACACAUAGUUUCCUGACUCUUA
Larimichthys crocea (large yellow croaker) is the source of this 2406-nucleotide messenger RNA. RefSeq names its product ALG2 alpha-1,3/1,6-mannosyltransferase (gene alg2). The coding region runs from base 346 to 1563 and encodes 405 amino acids. Gene Ontology annotation, molecular function: GDP-Man:Man(1)GlcNAc(2)-PP-Dol alpha-1,3-mannosyltransferase activity. Gene Ontology annotation, biological process: dolichol-linked oligosaccharide biosynthetic process. Lineage: Eukaryota; Metazoa; Chordata; Actinopteri; Sciaenidae. Gene Ontology annotation, cellular component: endomembrane system. The record is from RefSeq and is a predicted model, not a curated record. The transcript is spliced from 5 exons.